Molecule: messenger RNA, 5070 nt
Organism: Fundulus heteroclitus (mummichog)
Lineage: Eukaryota; Metazoa; Chordata; Actinopteri; Cyprinodontiformes; Fundulidae
Gene: nsd2
Product: nuclear receptor binding SET domain protein 2
Exons: 22
Coding region: 500-4435 (1311 amino acids)
Biological process (GO): regulation of DNA-templated transcription
Cellular component (GO): chromatin; nucleus
Molecular function (GO): histone H3K36 methyltransferase activity; protein binding
Source: RefSeq, a predicted model, not a curated record
GAUGCGGCUAAACGGGGGAUUUCUCCGUUGCUUGAAUCCAUUGGAUUCCCAGCAUCGGUCCAUUCUCUCCAGGUUAUAGUCGGAGCCUCGUUCUCGCAUGACAUGAUGGCCGAAGUUGCUGCUUCUUGCUAGCCGGUAAAAAGCGGGUGUUUUGACGUCGGGUAUCGCAUGUUAGCCGCGCAUACACUUAAGGUUACGGUAUUCGUUCCCUUUUUUUAUUAUUAUUUUCCUGUCGACUUGUUGAAACGCAUCGAGUUUCAGCAAUUAUCUGGACCCCCGGUCGCUUGGCUCCAGCUUGUCAGCUGCCUCACUUUCCGCGGCUUUUCCAGCGGUCGUGAGCGGCGACUGUACGCCAGCCUCUCGCUGCGCUUUCUGCCGACCACAGGGGAGGGAGGCUUCCCUCUGCCUGGCCGCAGCAUGCAGCUAGCAUCGUAGCCGGUCUUCUUCCAGCAGAAACUCCAUCACGUCUUGCUCAGUGAGCCUGGACAGGUUAGAUGGGAUGGACGGCAUCGGGAGCUCCCUGCCUGCGAUGCCAGAACCAGCCAAUCCGAUCAGCAUGAAGCAGCCGCCCGAGUCCUUGAGCAUCCGCAAGGGCCGGGGGGACCUGGGCGGCGGCGGCCCCGCUCUGCUGAUGGAUAAAGCCGCCGCGCAGCUCGCCGCUACACUACAGGACGGCGUCCUCCAGAAAAUGGCCGGCCAAAAUCACAACAACCACAGCCACGAGAAGCUGAAAGACCUCACCUCCCUGGUGCUGAACGGCGACCAAGACACGCUGCCCAAGCUUUGUACCCCAGAGCCGCCCAUGCUGAAAGGCGACGAAGCCCCGGCUACUAACGACGCCCACGGGGACAUCUGCACGCCGCACGCUGAACCCGAGCUGAAGGCCACGAUACCCCUGGUGGUGGAUCAGCCCGUGUUCGAGCCGUCCUGCGCAGACGGGACCGGCCUGGUCACCGCCACCGAAGGUGCUUUGCCCGGACCUGAAGAAAGACAAGAAGGGAAGAAGAGGAGGGGGAGGCCUAACAAACCCAAGCCCACUAUAAACUGUAGCUCCUCCGUCCUGGACGUGGAGCCGCUCGAGCACGCAGAGGUUGUUGAAGAAUCGGAAGCAGAAAAUGAGCCUACAGCCGUGUCAGAGCCGAUGGAGCCGAUCAGAGAGGAGCGCCCUGCGCGUUUCUCUGUCGGGGAUUUGGUUUGGACGAAGGUGUCGGGGUACCCGUGGUGGCCUUGCAUGGUGACCACAGACCCAGAACUCAACAGCCACUUCAAACCCAAACAGAAAGCCUCCAACAGCAGGUUAGGCCUCCUCUACCACAUACAGUACUUUGGUGAUGCUCCAGAGAGAGGCUUCGUCUUUGAGAAGAACAUGGUGUCCUUUACUGGGGAGGAGCAGUACCUUGAGCUCAGCCAGAGAAGCAAAGUACCAGCCACCAGUUCUGCCCAUAGGAAGAGGGCUCCCUCCGUGCCUCGCAACCUCCAGGUUCAGUGGAACAUGGGUGUCAUUCAGGCCAAAGAAGCCCUCAGCAUGUCGCCGGACAAGCGCCUCGACAACUUCGGCUUCAUCUACGACGGCGACGGGCCUCACCUGAACCCGCUCAUCCUGGAGAAGUUGAAGCCAGACCCCAGCAGCGAUGCGCACCGGGAGACCGAAUCCAGGCUCGGCCAAGACGUCUCGUCCUCGUCGAAUCCCCUAGCCUUUCCUCCAGAUGCACAAACUGAACCGUUUGAACCUCAGAAGAAAAAGAGAAGGCCAAAGAUGGCUCAGCGUCCUGCCAAGCUAGGAAGGAGACAGAAAGCCUCUUCAGUCAGCGGGGCUCUGGACCCCACGAGGAGGAGGAAAGUUAAGCCACUUUCUUCCACAGAUGACUCAGAAGACGUCUCGCCUCAGGGUUCUGUUCCAGGGAGACGAGCACCAAAGAAGAGGCCUAAAAGACCACGAACAGACUCUGCGGCAGACAAGGAUCCACAGCCCAAAAAGAGACGUAGAACUGCCAAGAAUCCUGAAAAACAGGCCUCGGUUUCCGACGAGACGAACAAAAAGCGGAGAAGAAAGAAGAAAACCGACACAAAAGAUGUGAAAGAAGCAAGAAAACGGACAAAGAAGUCAAAAGACGAGCAGAGCGUGGAGAAGCCAAAGCGCCGACGGAGAAGAAAACAGGAUGGGGAGAACCAGGCCGCAGCCUCCAAGGCCAAGAAGAGAAGGUCCUCUCCCUGUCCCGACACCGAGGUCAGUCAGUGUGACGGUUCUGCAAGCGAAGAACGUCCUGAUUCUCCAAGCGACAGCCUCGACGGCAUAAAGAAAGGCGAACGGAAGAAAGAGUCCGUCUGCCAGAUCUGCGAGGUGGCUGGCGAGGACCUGGUAUCCUGCGAGGGUCAGUGUUGCGGCAUGUUUCACCUGCACUGCCUUGGUCUGACCCUGAAACCAGACGACAAGCUCCUCUGCAAGGAGUGUAACACAGGGCUCCACUCGUGUUUCAUCUGCAAGCAGUCUGAGGCCGAGCUCCGUCGCUGCCACGUCCCUCACUGUGGCAAGUUUUACCACGAAGGCUGCGUCCGCCUCAACCCCCUCACAGUGUUCGACAACAAGGGCUUCCGCUGCCCGCUUCACACCUGCCUCAGCUGCCACUAUGGCUCCCGCACCAAGCACAAGGCCACCAAGGGCCGGCUGAUGCGCUGCCUCCGAUGCCCCGUGGCGUACCACGUGGGCGACCUGUGCGUCGCUGCCGGAAGCGAGACGAUCACAAACGCGGCCAUCAUCUGCACCAACCACUUUAACGCCAAGAAGGGCUACAGCCACCACAGCCACGUCAACGUCAGCUGGUGCUUCGUCUGCUCCAAAGGAGGACAGCUGCUGUGCUGCGAGUCUUGUCCCGCAGCCUUUCACCCCGACUGCCUGAACAUCGCCAUGCCCGACGGAAGCUGGUUCUGCAACGACUGCCGGGCCGGGAAGAAGCCAAAGUACCGAGACAUCAUAUGGGUCAAGCUGGGCACCUACAGGUGGUGGCCAGCAGAGAUCCACCACCCCAAGAACGUCCCCACAAACAUCCAGCACCUCAGGCACGAGAUCGGAGAGUUCCCCGUGUUCUUCUUUGGCUCCAAGGAUUACUUCUGGACCCACCAGGGCAGAGUGUUUCCCUACAUGGAGGGUGACAGAGGUAGCAAAUACCAGAAGAACGGAAUAGGCAGAGUCUUCAAGAACGCGCUGUUGGAGGCCGAGGCUCGAUUUAAGGAGAUCAAGAUCAAAAGAGAAGCCAAGGAGGCUCAGGAGAACAGCCGCAAACCGCCGCCUUACAAGUUCAUCAAGGUCAACAGACCUUUCGGCAAGGUCCAGGUCUACACCGCAGACGUCUCAGAGAUCCCCAAGUGCAACUGCAAGCCCACAGACGAGCGCCCGUGCGGCUUCGAGUCGGAGUGCCUGAACCGCAUGCUGCAGUACGAGUGCCACCCCCAGGUGUGUCCCAGCGGGGAGCGCUGCUGUAACCAGGACUUCACCAAGCGCCUUUACCCAGACACCAAGAUCAUCAAGACCCCCGGCAAGGGCUGGGGCCUGAUCGCCCUCAGAGACAUCAAGAAGGGCGAGUUUGUGAAUGAGUACAUCGGAGAGCUGAUCGAUGAGGAGGAGUGCAGGGCGAGGAUCAAGUACGCCCACGAGAACAACAUCACCGACUUCUACAUGCUCACCAUCGAUAAGGACCGCAUCAUAGACGCAGGCCCCAAAGGGAACUACUCUCGCUUCAUGAACCACAGCUGUCAGCCCAACUGUGAGACCCAGAAGUGGACGGUGAACGGAGACACGCGCGUGGGCCUGUUUGCGGUCUGCGACAUACCAGCAGGGACAGAACUAACCUUCAACUACAACCUGGACUGCCUCGGCAACGAGAAGACCAUCUGCCGCUGCGGCGCUCCCAACUGCAGCGGCUUCCUGGGGGACCGGCCCAAGAACUCCAACGGCCACGCCGAGCCCAAGGGGAAGAGCUCCAAGAGGAGGUACAGGAGGAGGAAAAGCGAGGGGAAGAAGAAGUCCGAGGACGAGUGUUUCCGCUGCGGAGACGGAGGGCAGCUGGUGCUCUGUGACAAGAAGACCUGCACCAAGGCGUAUCACCUGUCCUGCCUGAACCUCACCAAAAGACCCUUCGGCCGCUGGGACUGCCCCUGGCAUCACUGCGACGUCUGCGGCAAAAACUCAGAGGCCUUCUGCCAGCUCUGCCCCAACUCCUUCUGCAAGGCUCACCAGGAGGGGGCGCUGCGGCCCUGGCCCCCGACGGGAGAGCCCUGCUGCACCGAGCACGACGACGCCGAGGGCCCCGCCAACCAGGCCCGCUGCGAGACCAACCCGGCAGCCGCCGCCGCCACCGGCCGCCCUAAGGGCUGCAGGAAGGCGGAGGGAGCGGAGAGCAGGAGCAAAGGCUCCAAGAGGAAAGCCCCGGAGGCCUGAAGCCACCACAGAGAGCCCACAGGCCAGAGGAGAGCAACACAGCAGCAUGACGGCGCAGAGAGCGAGGCGCUGCAUGCAUGGAUCAUCAGGGAGCGGUGCUGGCCUCUCACACGCUUAGCAUUGACCUUUAGCUUCUAUUUUACUUUUCCUUUCUACCAUGUACCGUCGUCAGGUGUUCUUGUACUAGUCGCACUGAGCUGAGCGCCUGUGGCAAAGCACCAAUCAGCAGAGCCGGAGCGGCCGCCCCAAACUCCGGACACUUCCGCUCCUCCGUGGUAGAGCUGAGCCGCCGCCGCUCCUAGUUCCAUAUUAUCUUCUGUUUAUAUCCCAUACCAAAACUGAUUACUGUAAUAGUGUAAGACGUCAGGCAGGAUGCCAGUGGCUAGUGUUUUUUUUUUUAGAUGUACUAUAAACGUGGAAGCGGAGCCACCAGGACACUAUGAACUUCCUGUGGACUUCCUCCUGUAGCUGUAGAGCAUGUGUAAAUGUAGACGGCUCUUUAUUUUACCACCUGUUGCUUUGUUUUAGCUCAGUUUUUGUUUUUUUUUAUUUUUAUUUUUUAGCUAUUGUUUUAUUAGCAGCACUGGGGGGAGGGGCAUCCCUUCCAGAAUAGCAGGGAUUACGCAGCAGAAUGA